Molecule: messenger RNA, 2929 nt
Organism: Agelaius phoeniceus (red-winged blackbird)
Lineage: Eukaryota; Metazoa; Chordata; Aves; Passeriformes; Icteridae
Gene: ENDOD1
Product: endonuclease domain containing 1
Molecular function (GO): metal ion binding; nucleic acid binding; hydrolase activity
Source: RefSeq, a predicted model, not a curated record
AUGAAGACGUCAAUUGUAUUCUUGCUUUGCAUCUCGGUUUUCCCAGGCUUUUCCCAGGGCAGAGUUGUUAGAAAGGAUGAAACUGGUUUUGCCGAGUGUAACGUGUUCUUCUCUGGACAAGUCCCACCCGAAGGAUUUACGGAGCCGUUCCACGUGAAAAUCUGUCAGCAGUACAACAAAGAGCCACGCUUUGCAACCCUCUACAGUACUAAGGACAAAAUCCCUCUUUAUUCAGCUUUUAAGUUUACAAAGCCAGCUCAAAGUGAGGAGGAGAACUGGCUGGUUGAACCGCAGAUAGAUGAUCCAGAAAAUGACUUGCAUGAAAUGGUGCAUGAAGCUGAUAUUGGUGGCACUGUGGCCAACCUUGGUACAAAUCAAGCCCUGACCUCAGACUACGUGGGCUCUGGCUAUGAGAGAGGCCUUCUCAAUCCCAGUUUUCUCAAUGAGAAGGAUUUCCAGAUGGCCACUUACACACUCACGAAUGCUGUCCCUCUGAGCCUGGCUCUGAGCAAAAGCUGGCACAGAGACAUUGGGAAGGUAGUAGAGCAAGCUCUGAUCCCUCACUGUUCCAAGAUGGAUCAUCUAUAUCUCCUUGCAGGUGCAGUUCCUUCCCGUGUCCAAGUUAAAGGCAAGGUGUCGGUGCCAGAGAGCCUCUGGCUGGCAGCCUGCUGUGAUGCUUCAGAGGGAUGGUCCUUGGGACUAGUGAAAAAAACCAAUGAUGAAAACAGCUUGGCAGACCUCACAGUGAGAGAGCUGGAGAAGCAGCUUCUACCAGGAGUUCACUUGUUCAAGGGCAACUGUGGGAAAGACAAACAAAGCCAGAAGAAAAGAGAAGCAGUAUUGCAAGCUGUCAGUCAGAUCCGCUCUGAAGAGCAAGUAGGAACAAAUAACGACCAGGAGACCAAAGAGAAUGGCUUGGUGAGAAGAGUGGCUGGCAUCAUUGCUACCCCUUUCAUCAAACUUCUGGAACUCCUCAUCUACAUCUUUGUGGAACUGGUGAAAUUUGUGUUUUAUUUUCUGUGGCUUGUUGUAAAGCGAGUUGUUGGCACAAUUCUGGGUGGAGUCUGCAGCCUGUGGAAUGGGAUGGUGUCCUACCUUAAAGCCAUCAGCAUGGUGCUCAUCAGCAUCCCCUAUGAUGUUGGGAGGGUCAUCGUCAACAUCUUCCUGGGCUUCCUGCAAAUUGUUCAAGAUGUGAUGUCCCUCACCUACAGGAUCCUGAGCAUCCCCGUGGGAUUCGUCCUUCACCUUGCUGCUUUCCCUUACCACUCCAUCUGUGCCAUUCCCUCUGUCCUUCAGGACAUGGCCACUGGGAUCGUGGGCACCUUCUCGCUGGUCAUCGAUGCCACGGCCGCGGUUCUGCAUGGCUUUCAUUACCUGGCUUGGCACAUCCUCAAACGGUUUGUGCCUAAAGGCUCUUCUGGGGACUGAGAGGAACAGAAACCAAGGCUGCAGAUACAUGGAAUAAAGGAGGAGUGGGGCAAUGCUUUAAGAUACGUGGCCAAACGCUGUCAAUUUCAUUCUGGUAUUUAUUGUAGUGACAUUAAUAAUAAUGAACUGACUGGGGAAUAACAAGGAGGGCCAAGGCGAUGUCACUCGGGGCCGCCACCACUGUAACUAGAGUUCUGUCUGCUGUAAAAUGUUCGGGUUUUAUCGGUGCAGGCCACAAAGUUUCUGUGAUUUGCAGGUGUCAAGAGGCUUCCUCUGGGAAAUGCACACUAAAUGUGGUAUGAGGUAAUUUCUUUCUGGCUAUGAUGACACUGAGACUUAUGCAGUGGCAGUAAGCUCUGCAGAAGCCCAGCCCUUCCAAGGAGCAGGUGGUGGUGGUUAGGGGAGGACAUGAGUUACAGAGGGUUACUGGGACUUGAUGAAAGGAGAGGGAGGCAAGAGUGCAAGGACUUGGGGUGGGAAACAGCAGGGAGCAGAGUGGCAUGGGGCAAGGUCCUGCUAUUGACUGCAUUGCUCAUUUCUCUGGUGUCCCACUGGUGGAGGGGAUGCAGCUGGGUAUAUCGCAUAGUCUUCAGGCCUUUCCAAUCUGAAAUUGCAUGGAUCUUGCUGCAAGGAAGGACUCACUUCCCAUUUUUUUUGCAUGGUGGGAAAGCAUUUUUCCUUAGCCAUACCAAGGUUGUUUUCCCCCAAUCCUUCCUUGCUGUCUGGUGACCACUGAAGGUCUGAGCCCCGAAUCUUCAAGAUGUGGUGUUCUCUGAAGGUCUAAACCCACUAAUACCUUAGCCCUGAAGCCCUCCUGUCUGCUUCAAUUCUCAGCAGAUCCGAGAGCCACACUUUUGGAUUCAAAUCUGUUGCAAACUGCCCUGUCUCCCUUGAGAGCUGACUGCUCCUGAGGCACACAGGGGACUAUGGACUAUCAGGUGGGAGGAGAGGCAGGAGGGAUCCUGGGCUGCAGCACUUGUUUUGCUGGGUGAAGAUCCACACACAAAGUGAUACUUUAAUGUCAGAGGCAGAACCAACUCCUCUUCUGCUCUGCACAUCCUCUCUGCUCACUCUUUACCCCUUCUUCCCUCUGGCAGCAUGAGUCAUGUCCCCCAACAUCUGUGAAAUUGGAGCUGGGGCACAUGUCAGGGCUUUGCAGGGGACCAGCAAGUGUUUGCAGCCAGAUGAAGGGCAUAGAGACAUCUGCCACUGCUGGAGAAGGGCACAGGGGUGCUGCCCUUCCCUGGGGCUCAGCGAGGGGCUUUGGAUCUCUUGGUGCAGUUGCCUGCAGGAGGGAGGCUUCCUGUCUCAGCAGCAUUUACUUUGUUGGGACUCCACAAGGUGUUUGGGAGUCCUGCAUACAUGGUUCCUUCCUUUCACACCCAUCUGUGUCUCUCCCUCCAGCGCCAGCUUGGUGGGGACCCCUGACCUACUGUAGCAUCCCAAAAUGAGUCCCAGGAGUGAGCAAGCUGGUGCUGCCAUCCCAGUAGUGCUGUGUUGG